Messenger RNA from Trichoderma virens Gv29-8, 555 nucleotides. RefSeq lists its product as uncharacterized. Bases 1 to 555 code for a protein of 184 amino acids. The transcript is spliced from 2 exons. Lineage: Eukaryota; Fungi; Ascomycota; Sordariomycetes; Hypocreales; Hypocreaceae. The record is from RefSeq and is a predicted model, not a curated record.
AUGAGUGACGCCAAUCCCAACAACAAGAGGUUCUAUCUUGCCAUUGGCUUUGGCAUCCUAGCCCUCUUCCUACUCCUCAUCGUGCCAUGCAUCAUCGCAAUGGCCGUCGCCCGUUGCCGCGAGAAGCGUCAAGAGGCCCGUGACGCCCGCGCCCGCGAGCUCGAAGAAGCCCAGGGCGACGAGACCGCGUUCCCCAUCCCCGAGGGACACAUCCCUGUCGCUCCUCUCUACCAAGAAGCUACUCUUGUCCACCAUGACGAUGGCCACAUCGAAGUUCGCAAGCCCGAGUCCACCAAGGGAAAGGGCGUCGCCUCUCCUCAUGCCCGCCCCGUCGGUCGCUUCCAGGAGGACCUCCCCGAGGUCUCUGAGCAGCUCAGCGACAAGCAAGAAGGCGACAAGCAAGAAGGCGACAAGCAGGAAGGUGACAAGCAGGAAGGUGACAAGCAGGAAGAGGACAAGCAAGAAGACAUCAAAGAGUCUCAGGGCUCCCAGGAUUCCCAGGAAACCCAGGAGGUGGCCGCCACCGAGCAGAAACCACUUGACAAGGAGAACUAG